Messenger RNA from Sclerotinia trifoliorum, 1502 nucleotides. Lineage: Eukaryota; Fungi; Ascomycota; Leotiomycetes; Helotiales; Sclerotiniaceae. The record is from the annotation of a GenBank genome assembly.
UAUACUCCAGUUAUAAUUUUUUUAAAGAAAAAGCGCAGUUGUUUCCAGGAAAUGCAAAGUGAUUUUUUCCUUGGUGAGUUGGACGCUAUCGAAAGUACCAAAAAUCCAAUUCGGAAGAGACUCGCAACAAUAGGUAUUCUGUAAAGCUCAAGAAUUUCGGCAAGUGAUGCCGAACCGGUCGAGGAGCCGAAGUAUUGUCGCAUGACUUUUGGUGAAGUUGGAGUGAGGUAUGAUCGAGGUGAGGUCUGAAGUGAGGUGUGAGGUGGGGCAUUUUUAGUGUCACACUAAAAAAGCCAUUCCUCUCAGGUGUUCAACUCAACAAAACAACAGCAAAACUACAUAAAACUUGAGCCAAACAAAACUUUAAGAAUCUCUCGUAAGAUUUUACUAGAAAUCAUGAUUGAAAGGUUAGGAAAGGCUUCGUACAACACACUGCUUCGAUGCACUCGAAGCAGCAGUGUCAAUAUCCACACAUGCAUGACACGCCCCGCCUCACCAUCCUUCAAAUCACUAUCGACCACAGCAUCUAGCCCUGUCGUCGGGAUCGGAGUGUUUAUCCUCCACCCCACUCACCCACGCUCUACCCCAUCAAACCCCAUGUAUCUUCUUGGUGAACGCAUCAAUUCGACCGCAGCCAACACAUGGGGUCUCCCAGGCGGACAUCUAGAAUUCGGCGAAACGUUUGAAGAAGGUGCAUCAAGGGAAGUUCUGGAGGAAACAGGCUUGCAUAUCCCAGUGGAUGGUUUAAAAUUUUGGCAUUGUGGGAAUUUGUUGAUGAAGGAGGAGAAAAGACAUUUCGUGUCGAUUUUUAUGGUCGGGGUGUGGGAUGGUAAAGGCGAGGGACCGAGAGUGAUGGAGAAGGAGAAAUGUAAAAGUUGGGAGUGGGUGGGAUGGGAAGAGACGCAGAGGUGGGUGGAGGGAGAGAAUGGUGGAAGGAAAUUAUUUCCAGGAAUGGGGGGUUUGGUUAGAGAGAUGAAGGGAGUAGCCCCCCGUUUUUGAGAUUGAUUUCCUUCUCCGUGCGACCAAUAAUUGCAUCGUAUUACCUUGCCCAUUUGUAUUGUUGCAUUACUAGUAUCUGAGGUAAGUCCACGUUGUUAUUGUAUCAAAUACUUCAUCAGAGCUGUUCCCAGCAGCCUCGAGUAUCAAGCAUCUAUUUCCAGAAUUGGAUACUCCUCGUUUGGAUGAUUUGGAAGAAUUUUGUCACAGACCCCUUCCAGAACCAAUCCAGAAUACAAUCAUCCAGAAUUAACAUUGGAUUGGAUUCGAUUGCUAAUCCUCCAUCCAGGCAAACACAAAUCUCGAAUUCGAUGCGAUCUCAUUGACAUACCACUAAGCAAUUGUACCAAUAUUUACGAAAGUUACACUGCUUUGUCCUACGUUUGGGGCAAUGCGAACGAUACCACAAAUAUCUGUGUGAAUGGAUGCCGUCUUGCUGUAACUGUAAACCUCGCGAUGGCGUUGGACGACCUGCGCGACGAGAAGCGGCCACUACGGUUAUGGGC